Molecule: messenger RNA, 1963 nt
Organism: Chlorocebus sabaeus (green monkey)
Lineage: Eukaryota; Metazoa; Chordata; Mammalia; Primates; Cercopithecidae
Gene: MFAP2
Product: microfibril associated protein 2
Biological process (GO): embryonic eye morphogenesis
Cellular component (GO): microfibril
Source: RefSeq, a predicted model, not a curated record
UUGCAGGUGGGUGCUGGAUUAGAUGCAGGGCUAAGGGUAGGGGAGGAAGCCUGGGUAAUGGAAGGCUGGGGGGCCAAUGGAAUACUGGGAACCCUGGAAGGCCAGGUCUUGAAGGCCAGGUCUUGGGGAGAGUUAGGAGGUUGUGAAUUUGGACUUGGAUGCUUGUUGAAGUUGAUGCACCUUGGGGACAUUUGUGGGACACAUAGAUAGGGUCAGGGCUGAAAAAAGUGCUGGUUAUGACCCGGGUCAGGGAAUCUUGCCUAUAAUCCCAGCAACCCAGGAGGAUGAGACAGGAGGAACUCCUGAGGCCAAAAUUUCGAGGCCAGAAGUUUGAGACGAGCAUGGGCAACACGGCAAGACCUUGUCUCUAGAAAAGGAAAGAAAGAACGGCUGGUUGUGGAAGCCAGCCAUGGCCCAGAGCUCAGCAGUGUAGGAGGAGAUGGUGUGGGCCUGGGAGAGGCAGCAGGCUCAGCUGGAGAGGCAGAAGGAAAACCAAGGCAGGAGGGUGUCCUGUAAGCUGGGAGAAGGCAGAGUGCAAGCGAGGUUUACUUUCUGGCUGAGGGGCCUAUGGUGAGUCACUUUGGGAAGCUUGGUUUUCUCCUCUGUGAAAUGGGCUACACACCCACCCUUGCUCACCUCACCCACCUCACCCCGUCGACGUCGAGUGAGGAGCAGCUGUGAGAAGGAGGAAGCUUUGCAUGGACGUGAGGACGGCUCCGGGCACCUCUCCCCCGGGGACACCCCCGAGGAGAUGGAACCCCGAGGGCACGGCGUGGCGGCCUGUGCGGGCCGCUCGCGUUAGGACCCAGAGGCUCUGGGGCUGGAGGGCGGGCGCCAGCCCCGUCGGGGGCCCGGAGGGGGACUCGGAGCGGGCCAAGGGGCGGCUCCGGCGGGCGGCGGGCGGACUCGGAGCGGGCGGCGGAGUGACCCGGACAGCUGUCCUCUCUGACACCACUCCGGCCUGCCUCUUCGUUGCCAUGAGAGCUGCCUACCUCUUCCUGCUAUUCCUGCCUGCAGGCUUGCUGGCUCAGGGCCAGUACGACCUGGACCCGCUGCCACCGUUCCCUGACCACGUCCAGUACACCCACUAUAGCGACCAGAUCGACAACCCAGACUACUAUGAUUAUCAAGAGGUGACUCCUCGGCCCUCCGAGGAACAGUUCCAGUUCCAGUCCCAGCAGCAAGUCCAACAGGAAGUCAUCCCAGCCCCAACGCCAGAACCAGGAAAUGCGGAGGCGGAGCCCACAGAGCCUGGGCCUCUUGACUGCCGUGAGGAACAGUACCCGUGCACCCGCCUCUACUCCAUACACAAGCCGUGCAAACAGUGUAUCAACGAGGUCUGCUUCUACAGCCUCCGCCGUGUGUACGUCGUUAACAAGGAGAUCUGUGUCCGUACAGUGUGUGCCCACGAGGAGCUCCUCCGAGCUGACCUGUGUCGGGACAAGUUCUCCAAAUGUGGCGUGAUGGCCAGCAGCGGCCUGUGCCAAUCCGUGGCGGCCUCCUGUGCCAGGAGCUGUGGGGGCUGCUAGGGUGGUGCUGGCAUCCGGAGUUCUGGCCCUCCUGGGAUCUGGGGCCCUCGGGCCCUGCCUGACCUGGUGCUUUUUCCCCCAUCCCCAUGUUCCUUUUAUUCUGUAAAAAGUUAGUGGACUGCAGCCCUGGGGGUUGCAGGCUGCGGUGCCUCAGGCCACUCCUUCAGCCUGUGGCCACCUCUGGGGCAUGAUGGGGGCUCCCCACUGCCUAGUCUCUGCCCCUCAGGUUGGGGGGGGCAUCCCAGGCCUCUCUGUGGGACCUUGGCCCCUGACGGGCCUUCUCAGCCCCUUUUGAGGACAGACAGUCCCCACUUCACAGUCCCCUGAGGUAGGCUAUGUCCCCCCACCCCAGCUGGUCUGCUUGGAUUUCCUACAGCCCCCUGGGCAUGGACCACCUUUAUUUUAUACAAAAUUAAAAACAAGUUUUUACAAAA